UGAGCGCUUGCGGCUACACGACAGAGAUUUUUUGUUUAUUUUUCGACCCCCUACAAACUGGACCCCGGAGAAUAAGGACAAUAGGCUAUCAACCCAUCGCAGGUUGCACUUCACGCCGUGAAUGCAUGAAAUAUUAUCAUCUCAAGUCUGCCAUCUCCGUGACGCUGAUAUGCAUUGCUAGAGUGCGAGUUUCUCGUAGCCUAUUAAGCUAUAUUGGGCGUUCAGACAUUGUUCGGCGCUACUUGCACACCCCCAUAGCGGAGAGCGGGCAGUGGAGAGAACGCUCUGCAGUAGCCGCACAGCACAAGGCAAUAUUAUCGACCUGCGUCUUACCAGAGAGGGUAGUGGGACCGAGACCUGGACACGCUGAGUAGUCAUCCCAUAGGAGAAUUACAGCGGCAAUGGUCCUGUGAGUUGGAGGGGAAUUAAGCGAUUUGCUGAAGCAGAGGAUCCGGCGAGGGAGAGAAUCUAGCGCUGAGCCGCGGUCAGGUGGCCUCUGCUGCCAGGACGUGAGUCAGUCUGCGGGGGGGCGCUGCUGAAGCCGAGCGGAGAAGAUGAGCAGACACCUCCUGGUGGCAGUCCUCCUGUGCCUGCCGGUGCUACCCAUGCGCUCCAGCAGCCAGGAGUUCUCCAGCUGCGUCAUCAAGCGUGAGGAGGAGAAGUGCAUGACGAAUAUCGCAUUACACGAGCCCCAAGACUAUGAAUAUGAUCUUGAUGCAGGCUGCCCCUGGAUGUGGGAUAACCUGACAUGUUGGCAGGCGUCGAAGGUGGGCGAUGUGGUGGUAGUCAAAUGCCCCGAGGUGUUUGUGGUCAUUGCCCAGGACAAUGAGCUGGGGGAGGUCACUCGUAACUGCACAGAGUAUGGCUGGUCAGAACCAUUCCCUCAUUACGUGGAUGCCUGCAUUUUUGACGACAACACCACCAAACCACCGCAUCCUGAAUUUUAUAAAUCAGUGAAAGCCCUCUACACGGUUGGGUACAGCACCUCCCUAGUGUCCCUCACCACUGCCAUGGUCAUACUCUGCAGGUUUAGGAAGCUUCACUGCACCAGGAAUUUCAUCCACAUGAACCUCUUUGUGUCUUUCAUCCUGAGGGCUAUCUCUGUGUUCAUCAAAGACGGAGUGCUUUACGCAGAGGAGGAUAGCGACCACUGCUUUGUACACACAGUGGCUUGUAAAGCGGUCAUGGUGUUUUUCCACUACUGCGUCAUGUCCAACUACUUCUGGCUCUUCAUAGAGGGUCUCUACCUCUUCACUCUACUGGUGGAAACCUUUUUCCCCGAAAGGAGAUACUUCUACUGGUACACCAUCAUAGGCUGGGGCACACCUACCAUUUGUGUGACCAUCUGGGCUGUUCUGCGGCUGCACUUUGAUAACUCGGGGUGCUGGGAUAUGAAUGACAACACUGCUCUCUGGUGGGUCAUAAAAGGACCGGUCGUGGCUUCCAUCAUGAUCAACUUUGUGCUCUUCAUCGGCAUCAUCAUCAUCCUGGUGCAGAAGCUGCAGUCCCCCGACAUCGGAGGAAACGAGUCCAGCAUUUACCUCAGCUGUGCACAGAAAUGCUUCAGUGAGCCCACACAGGCUGUCACACAGUCGUGCAGGAUGUCAGAACUUUCCACCAUCACUCUGAGGCUUGCCCGCUCCACGCUCCUGCUCAUCCCUCUGUUUGGGAUCCACUACACGGUGUUUGCCUUCUCCCCGGAGAAAGUGAGCCAGCGGGAGCGCCUGGUCUUUGAGCUGGGCCUCGGCUCCUUCCAGGGAUUCGUUGUGGCUGUCCUCUACUGUUUCCUGAACGGAGAGUUUCUCCCUCAAGGUGCAAUCGGAGAUGAAGAGGAAGUGGCGAAGCUGGACGGUGAACCGGUACUUUGCUGUGGACCUGAAGCAGCAGCGUCACCCGUCCCUAGCGAGCAGUGGGGUGAACGGGGGCACCCAGCUGUCCAUCCUCAGCAAGAGCAGCUCGCAGAUCCGCAUGUCCAGCCCGCAGGCGGAGAAUGCCAACCUCAACCUGCCCACCUGAGCGUCUGAGCGCCCACCGCCCCCCGCCCCGACCGUAACAAUUAACAACACACACACACACACACAUCAGCAGACACCACACAUGCACACACCUGAAGACACAAACAUGCAUGCACACACACGCACACACACACACACACACACACACACACACUGUGGCAAACAGACACAUAAACUUCUCACACCAAUGCCGAAAGGCCCACUCCCUUUUGUUCCUAUACAUUAUUCCAAAUACAUCAGGCACAACAGGCUGAAAAAUAGAAAACAAACAAACAAACAAACAAACAAAAAAUACAUAACACUGAAAAGCAGAUGGCUGUCUUGAUGAGAAAUGCAGGUAGAAACAGGUGCGGAUUAAAUCUGAUCAGUCUUAAAUAGUGCCAUACAAUACAAUUUAAUACAAACUGCUAAGAAAGCAACAUUAGUUUGCUACGUGAAAAGAGUCAAGUUGGCGUGCCAUCCCUUGUACAGACAGUAAACAUUGAUAUAUUUUAUAAGGAAGGAAUAUAGAUGACCCAUCAACUUCAACUAAUAUAUAAAUUGAGAACCAAUAUUGGUGUACUAAACAAAGAUAACAGAAAUUUAAAUGAACGUGAAGAGUUAGUCAUGAAAGGUUUACAAAUAUUAGCUGAUAUUAAAUUCACUAAUUUCAGAAAGUAAGUGGGAUAGAAGGAAUUACCUCAAAAGGUCCUCUCUCUUCUUAGUUCCCAUGACAUAGACUCUAUGCGAACUAGAUUAGUAGUCUUAUUUACAACUACAGGCUACAUGUGUACCAAAUAUUGCAGCAUGUAUGAAACUAAAAUCUUGAGUUGAGGAGGGUAAAAUAUUGUUGACAUAAAUAGUGUAAGGUGUAUGUACUUGUAAGAAGUGCCAAAAUAUGACUAUUUUAAUAAUCCUUCAUUCUGCAAAACAUAGUAUCUAUGGCAACAUAGACGAAGGAAAACUGAAGAAUCUUAGCCUUGCUUGUAUAAAUGCCUAUGUGACAGAUUAAAUGUUUCAUCUUUUUAGGGAGGUUGUAAAAUUUAUUUUUUUUACAAUCAGCCAUAAGUACAGAGUAUGUCAAAAAAAUAUGAAAGCUCAAGGAUGAGCGCUUAAUCGUACGUGAAACUCUUGUUGUUGUGCUUUGGAUAUACAAUUUUCUUUUCUAUUUUCGUAUCAUGACGUUAGUAAUUUUUUGUGAUG
Messenger RNA from Sardina pilchardus (European sardine), 3197 nucleotides. It is a transcript of the gene adcyap1r1a, whose product is annotated as adenylate cyclase activating polypeptide 1a (pituitary) receptor type I. NCBI's taxonomy places the organism in Eukaryota, Metazoa, Chordata, Actinopteri, Clupeiformes, Clupeidae. The record is from RefSeq and is a predicted model, not a curated record. Gene Ontology annotation, biological process: cell surface receptor signaling pathway; adenylate cyclase-modulating G protein-coupled receptor signaling pathway. Bases 555 to 2024 code for a protein of 489 amino acids. Gene Ontology annotation, molecular function: G protein-coupled peptide receptor activity; vasoactive intestinal polypeptide receptor activity; peptide hormone binding. The transcript has 15 exons. Gene Ontology annotation, cellular component: plasma membrane.